Messenger RNA from Aptenodytes forsteri (emperor penguin), 3947 nucleotides. It is a transcript of the gene DENND2C, whose product is annotated as DENN domain containing 2C. Bases 1100 to 3898 code for a protein of 932 amino acids. Lineage: Eukaryota; Metazoa; Chordata; Aves; Sphenisciformes; Spheniscidae. The transcript has 18 exons. The record is from RefSeq and is a predicted model, not a curated record.
ACAGCAUAGUUCCUGUUUGCGCAGGCUCUGCUUGGGUAGGAGAAGUCAUAGUGUUUCUUUAGCAUUCCUUCUCCUCUGCUGAUCUAAACAUGGGGCUAUUUUCCUCCUGAGCGUGAGGACUCACCAGUUUCCUCUGCCUUUUGGCCUCUGUGUAUGCCUUUUAAUACUUCCCCUGGCUGCAAGCCACGGGCUGGGCACCACUGCCCUCCAGUCUCUCUGAUGGCAAGUUUAGGUCAGGUGUUGACAAGCAGAAUAUCAGACAGGUUUUUACUUGUGUUGUGCAGCAGGAGAGCACUUCUGGGAGCAGGAGUGCAGUUGGGCUCUUCUGCAGUCAUCACAACUGUCCUAGUCCUCCUGUGUGAAGCAGCAGCCAUCCUGCUGCUGCUGACUCUCUGGAGAAGUAGAUGUGGUUCCCUUUCUAUAGAGCUGGUGUGGUAUCUUCUAUCUUGCUGUGUCUCUGCUGUGUUGAGAGCUCUGGUAGAGACAUUGUGCUGCAGUGGUUUGGCUAUGUGCUGCCUGAGGUGCUCUGAGCAGUACAGAGCAUCAGGAGAAACUGAGCACUCCUGCCUGGCCUGCACCGGUACAAGCAAGCAGCAGAGGGGCUGGCUGAGAGCUCUGCUGCAGCCAGGCUGUGCUGCUGUGUUCCUGUGCCAUUAAAUAAUUUCCUUGAGUUUGGACCCUUGGGAUCCCUGGCUGUGUUUUGUUCCUGUUGUGGUGUUUUUUUUGUUUUUUAAGCUAGUGAGACCUCUACUUCCUUUUGUUAGCCCUCCCAGAUGUGUGCUACAGAAACAGGCUUUGUGGGGAGCGUGCUCUGGAAGCCAGUCUUGAACAUGUGAUUUGGGGAGGAAUGUUCUUCAGCAACUGCCAGAGAGCAGCUGGGAGUUCCCGGUGGUGUGUAUGGCUGGAGUGCAGCUGAUGGUUCUUUUCUUCUUUUUGUCCGUAGGUUGUGCUAGCAGGCAGUCCUUGCAGAGCUGACACCCAGGGGCUCUUGGACACCACUGGGUGCUUUGGAGUCUCAUGCCAGCUUGAUGUGUGAGGGACACAGGUGGACCUGGACAAGGCUGGAGAUGGGGUGUUUGUAAGCACAUUGGCACUUGUCAUGCACCCAACAGGGUCAGUGGACAGUAGCUUCUCCCGUUCUGCUGUGCAGACCCUCUCCCGGAGCCACUGCCGCAACAUCAAACAGAAGAUCUCCCAGUGGGAGGGGAGGACACAAGGGUGCUCCAACAAGGAGAAACAGCAGCUGAAGGAUUUCGGAGUAAGGUAUGAUCCCAGCUGUGAUGCCCUACCCAAAGUGAAGCCAGAACAUACAGAGAAGGGCAGAAAGACUAAGUCCAAAGAUCCAAAGAGCCUGGGUUUGGACUUCAGGGAAGAUGCACGGAGUUGCUUGCAGACUGAUGACUGUGGUGACCUCAAGCCCUGUGCAUGCAGCCUAGCUUCCCAAGCCAAGGAGAAAGGAGAGUGGCAAGCAGGCUUCCUGGACCCAGGGGCGACACUGCCCCCAGGGAACUUCUAUACCUCACAAGCUCUGUGGAGGCGAGUAGAUCCCCUUCUGCCUGGCAAAGCCCCACCAGUUCCAUUGGACCUUCAGAGGGAGAAAGGGAGCUGUGGCUCCACAGAAAAAGAACUUAAAAUCAAAGGAGCAGACUCUCUCUGCAGGGCAGAGAGGAGGUUGAAAAACAUUUACUCUGAGGCUGAGGGGCAAGAGGAGGUGCCAGCUGCUGUCCCACCACCCAAGCCCCGUAGGACUUUCCGCUAUCUUGCAGAAAAGGGUGCUAGUAGCUGUAGCGAUGCCAGUGCUACCAGGGAAGCUCCCCUGCAAAAGCAGCAUGGAGGAGACUUGGUGUCAUCCUCCAACAAUCCUGAGAAGAGAAUAGCCUGCAGGAGGAUCAGAGGGAGAACCCAGAGGAAAUCUUUUGAGUUUGAGGACAUCCAGGGCUUCCGCAACCGGAUGGCAACCACCAACUCCCACAGACUUCAAGAGACAAAUGGCACUAGAGGAUCCAGGCUUGUCUACACACAGUCAGAAGACAACAUCUACGAGGACAUUAUCUGUCCUGCAAAAGAGGACCCCUAUGAAGAUAUUGGAGCGCUGCCCUUACCCCUGUGGAAGGUCCCAUCUGUCUGGAAGCUACCACCCCCCCGGAGCACCAGUAGGGCUCCCAAGCCUCCCCCAAAACCUCCCUUCCUCAGUCGCAAGACUCUUGAGCUAAAGCCCUCCCAGACAAGUUUCCAAGGGAAAAUGGUGAAGGACACAACCCUGCCUGUCACACUGACCGAGUGGAAGCUGUUCCGAGCAGUAGAGGCUGCUAGCAGAAGAAAGAACUUGCCCUGGCUGGUACUAAAAAUACAGGAGAUCUUUGAUUCUAAGCGUGGAAAGAAGAGGGUGAAGUUGCUCGGUCCUGCUGGGAGAGAAGCGCUUCCAAUGAAAGGUGAAACCAGUGGGAAUGAAAGUGAUACGGAAAAUCAGCCAAAAAGUCGACACAGGUGCCUGCUGCAGGUGCAGUCAGCCUCCAAGAGGAACCCGCACUACCAGACUUUGGAGAGGGAUUUGAUAGAGCUUCAGGAGCAGCAGCUAUUUGAGCUGUUUGUGGUGGUGUCACUGCACAAGAAGGCAUCUGAGAUGACGUACACACCACAGAUCAUACAGCAGUUUCCCAGCAAGCCUGAACAUCCCUUCAGACAGUCAAAGGAUACAGAAGAGAGGCUAAAGGUCAUUCCCAAAUUCUGCUUUCCAGAUCCCAAAGACUGGUUUCCUGCAUCAGACCUUAAAAGUGAAACAUUUUCUUUUGUGUUGACGGGUGAGGAUGGCAGACGCUGGUUUGGGUACUGCAAGAAGCUCCUGCCAGAAGGGAAAGGGAAGCGCCUUCCUGAGGUAUACUGCAUCGUUAGCCGCCUGGGCUGCUUCAACCUCUUCUCCAAGAUUUUAGAUGAAGUGGAGAAGAGGCGAGAGAUGUCCCCAGCCCUAGUACACCCAUUUAUGCGUAGUGUAAUGGAGGCGCCUUUCCCUGCUCCUGGACGCACGAUUACUGUGAGGAGUUUCCUGCCGGGAGGAGGAAAUGAGGUGAUGGAACUCUGCCGUCCAUUGGAUUCUCGACUCGAACACGUUGACUUCGAAUGCCUGUUUAAGUGUCUAAGUGUCUCUCACACAAUUCGGGUCUUUGCCUCUCUCCUGCUGGAAAGGAGGGUGAUCUUUGUUGCUGACAACCUAAGCACUCUGUCUAAAUGUGGCCAUGCCGCAGUUGCAACGCUUUAUCCCUUCACUUGGCAACACACCUACAUACCAGUCCUACCAACGUCUAUGAUUGAUAUUGCGUGCUCUCCGACCCCAUUCUUAAUUGGCAUUCUCUCCUGCUCGUUACCACAGCUCCAGGACCUGCCCAUAGAAGAGGUUCUGAUUGUUGAUCUUUGUGCUGACAAGUUCUUGCAAGAGGUAUCAGAUGAAGAUGAGAUCCUGCCUCAUAAACUCCAGGCUGCGCUUGUACAAAUCUUGGAAGAACGAAGUGAAAUCUUGUCACAUGAGCAGAGUGACACACAAGGUGACAUGCCUCUUAACUCCCUGGUCUCUGAAGCUUUUGUGCAGUUCUUUGUGGAGAUCGUUGGACACUACUCCCUGCACAUGAAUGUCACAGAAAAAGGGGAGCGGGUGUUUCAGCGGGAACUGUUCCGUAAAUCUCAUGUGUCACGCAAUGUGCGUCAUUUCUUGCACUUCUUCAUGGAAACGCAGAUGUUUGCGGGUUUCAUACAGGAUCGAGAGCUAAGUAAGAACGUGGUCAAAGGCCUUUUUGAGGUCCGUGCCUUGGAGUAUUUGGAGAGUAUUCCAGAGACGGAACCAACUGGAAUGAACAAAAUCCUUCGCAGUCUUGGAAGUAAAAUGAAAUUUCUUCAGAAGAAAUGAACGUGCACUGCAGCGGGCCAGCGAAGCAGCGGCAGGCCGGGGAGUGCCG